Messenger RNA from Hibiscus syriacus, 626 nucleotides. RefSeq lists its product as uncharacterized. The transcript has a single exon. Lineage: Eukaryota; Viridiplantae; Streptophyta; Magnoliopsida; Malvales; Malvaceae. The coding region runs from base 20 to 538 and encodes 172 amino acids. The record is from RefSeq and is a predicted model, not a curated record.
GAGGACAUAAUUUUCGAUAAUGGACGACGGCUUAGGGCAGUCGCCGCCAUCAACUCUCCGCCGACGCAACCCCAUCUCAACCCCCGUCCAUAUCCCUGCCAGGCUAACUCUAGUGACUCCGACACUUCUCCAAUCCGCCACCAGCCUCCCAAAAGGGGACGCCGCCCCAUCUCCUCUUGACCUCGAGCUUAUCUCCCUUAAAGCCUCCUUUGCUUCAUACACUUCACUCAAAGACAUCCUCCCUUCCUCCACCGUGACUAUCAACUCCCCCACCGCCGCAGGAUCCGCCACCAAUUCCGGGUACGAAAUCUCAAUCCGCAACCGUUUAGUAAAACAGGCAGCUUGGGCUUAUCUUCAGCCCAUGUCAGCCUCCCCUGACGCAUCCGGCCCUCACUUUUUACGUCGGCUUUGGCCCCAGUUCUCAUCUCACAAUCCCAUCUCUUCCUGUCUUGGGUUCUUCAACCUCGAUCUCUUACCCGUUCUGAUCCGACUCAUGAAUCGGAUCUUCGGAUCCAUAGGAAUCAUCUUCAACAGAUAAAGGUUGCGUUUACACAGGAACAAGGGAUAGAAUAUUCAAUCAAGUGUAUAAACUGUACGAAAACAAAUAUAUAUAUAUAUAUAUAUAA